GUUUAUCGUUACACGUCAAUUUUUGGUGACAAAUUUUGUGAGAAAAACAUUUUUUAUUUAUAAUAUCCUGAGUGCAAAAUGGGUCUGACGAUAUCAAGUUUGCUGACGCGACUCUUUGGAAAAAAACAAAUGCGCAUUCUAAUGGUUGGCUUGGACGCUGCAGGCAAGACUACUAUAUUAUACAAAUUGAAGUUAGGAGAAAUAGUUACAACCAUUCCGACAAUCGGGUUUAAUGUGGAGACCGUCGAGUAUAAAAAUAUAUGCUUUACGGUUUGGGAUGUUGGCGGACAAGAUAAAAUUCGCCCAUUAUGGCGGCAUUACUUCCAAAACACACAAGGAUUAAUAUUUGUGGUUGACUCGAAUGACCGUGAUCGUAUUAAUGAAGCUGAAAAGGAACUUCAAAAUAUGCUUCAAGAAGACGAGCUACGCGACGCCGUGCUUUUGGUUUUCGCUAAUAAACAGGACUUGCCGAAUGCCAUGAGUGCUGCAGAGUUAACAGACAAAUUGCAUCUAAAUCAAUUAAGGAAUCGUCAUUGGUUCAUCCAAUCCACUUGCGCUACCCAGGGGCACGGCUUGUACGAAGGUUUGGACUGGCUGUCUGCCGAAUUGGCCAAAAAAUGAUAAAU
Molecule: messenger RNA, 626 nt
Organism: Drosophila busckii
Lineage: Eukaryota; Metazoa; Arthropoda; Insecta; Diptera; Drosophilidae
Gene: Arf102F
Product: ADP-ribosylation factor 2
Exons: 4
Coding region: 79-621 (180 amino acids)
Biological process (GO): intracellular protein transport; vesicle-mediated transport
Cellular component (GO): plasma membrane; cytoplasm
Molecular function (GO): GTPase activity; GTP binding
Source: RefSeq, a predicted model, not a curated record